GUCGAUAUCAAUAAUUAUCCCGUAACCAGUAAAUAAACAAAUUACGUAUUUAUCACGUGUAAUUAUCAAAUUUUAAUGAUAAACAAAUUACAUUUUCAUUGAUUCACAUCUCACAUCUAAUAAUACUAAUAAUACUAAAGAAAUAUUAGUCAAUUAUAAAAUGAACUUUCAACAACAACCAACCAAUAUUUUCUCUAAUAAUAAUGCUUCCCUUGAAAAAGAUAUUCUAAACGAAUACCAAAAAUUAUCUUCUCAUAUUGAAAAGAUAAAUGAAACAAUUAUUCAUAUAAAUACGAAUGAUAUCGAAAUUCUUGUUGAUAAACUUCGUUCCUUGGAGAAAAAAUUUGGUCUUGUUUAUACCUUGUUUAAGGCUUCUGUAUAUUCUGUGGUAACUUCUAAUGAAAAUGUUAUUAUUAAUGAUGAGAAUACGAAUAGACCUUUAAUGUUUUAAACGCGUUCUUUACAAUUUGAAUAAAUGAUUUUUUUCGUGUUUCUCCUUUAAAUCAUUCUUCUUUAAUAAUAUAUAUAUAUAUUACAAGAUUAUAUAAUAAAUAUAAUAAAUAAAU
Messenger RNA from Rhizophagus irregularis DAOM 181602=DAOM 197198, 566 nucleotides. RefSeq lists its product as uncharacterized. Gene Ontology annotation, biological process: attachment of spindle microtubules to kinetochore. The record is from RefSeq and is a predicted model, not a curated record. Gene Ontology annotation, molecular function: microtubule plus-end binding. NCBI's taxonomy places the organism in Eukaryota, Fungi, Glomeromycota, Glomeromycetes, Glomerales, Glomeraceae. Gene Ontology annotation, cellular component: mitotic spindle; DASH complex.